Molecule: messenger RNA, 2277 nt
Organism: Metarhizium acridum CQMa 102
Lineage: Eukaryota; Fungi; Ascomycota; Sordariomycetes; Hypocreales; Clavicipitaceae
Source: RefSeq, a predicted model, not a curated record
AUGGGCGCUCUUAGGGCGCAGGUCCGUCGUGGACUCGCGCAGCCUCUUCAACAGGUCCCUCUGACUCCGGAACAUGAGCUUGAAUGGUUUGCGAUGGCAUUGGGAGAUUUUGACGGAAUACCCUGGCAACCUGACAGAAGUCCCAAGGAAUACAAAGGAAAAAGACAGGCGGCCCGCGCAGGUGUCAACUCGAUGAAGAAUAGUGGAAGUAACCCGACAACAUACAAUAUGAUGGUAACGAGGAGAACACUCUGUGAGCUCGCUGGCUGGCAGGGACCAGCAUCCGCAGAGGCUCUGACCCUUGCAAGGGCGAUCAAGAUCACAAUGGAUGCUCUAUCUAGUUAUCUUCCUCCCGAAGGUGACUUCACCUGGUCCCUUGGAGCCCUUUCAGCGGGACAGAAGGAUAAGACACCCGAGUUUUAUUGGACGCGAGACGUAACCGUAGACACACUUCGGAAGGACAUCGAGGCAGUGCUAUCUUUACGGUUAUAUUCCGUCUACUCCCAGAAGCAGCAAUCUGAACAUGAGUCAAAAUCUAUCCAAACUCAACCUCGCAAGUAUAAUGCGCAGCUGCGCGCUAGAGAAAUGCCUCCAGAGCGAGGUUUGCGCCUUCUAGGUCCAGGGACACGGGCCCAUCAGCGGGAUCUCGCGUGGUGGAUGCCUCCUGAUACAGCAAGAAUCUUGGACAUUAAAGAAGAUAGGAACGGUACGAUGGUGGUUGAAAACCAUAGGAUUGUUGGCUAUGAGGGACAGCAGGAUCUGUUUGCGAAAUUCAUGCAAUCUGUGGCAGAGAAAAUGACGCGAGCCAUCGAGGGCGGCUCUAACGUGCGGCCCAAAGACUCUAGUAACAUGGAUGCCUGGAAAUGCUUCACACUCCACAACGAUCGGCUGUCAAAAUUGGCCGAGGACAUCCAUAACUCUGGACUUGGAAAUAUUCAUCGGAGCUAUCUAAGCAUUAUUCAACCACUAAGCGCAGAACAGAAGCUUCCCAAACCCGAUAACGUUAUUGCACUGGCGCGAAAACAUGCCAAGCCACACGAGCGACUUCAACAUUUCGAAGAGGCUGUCGACAUAUACUUGUGGCUUUUUAGAACGGCAAAGACAUUUCCAAGGGAGAGUAGCAUCCUUGCAAAGGCUAUAGCCAUAUUAAUGGAGAAUUUAAGGACGGUCGCUCUAACUACGAAAUUAAGGGAGGCUCAACAGUACUCGGUUUAUCGAGUUGAGGCGAUUAGAGCGGCGAAGACAAAAUUGGAAAAGGAAUUAAAACAAGUUGAUAGAACGGUGCUAUCAUGCCUCAUGAGCUUGUACAAAGGACAGAGACGCCAAUGGGAAUGCGAUAUUUUACAGGAUGCUGGCCCUACUAUGGAUGGACAGACUAGUUAUCCAGAAACGUUCAACCACACACCAUUGCAUCAGAAGUGCCAGAUGGAUCGAGAUAUAAAUGAAGAGUUGGCAGCUCUAAAAACUCGAGACAUAAAUCAGAAAGACAUUCAUGACUGGACACCCCUCCAUUACGCCGCAGCCAAUUCUUCUUCCCUUCUGGUCGAAGAUUUGCUGGCGUUUCGAGCGGAUGCUAAUGCGCGAGAUCCCCUAGACUGGACUCCAUUACACUACGCCUGUAAUGCUCCUAGUGAUGGGUUAGCUGUGCGGUUUCUCCUUAAGGACGGGCGAUCGCAAGUGAACGCCCAAAGCAUAGAUGGAGUAGCUCCGCUGCACUGUGCCGCUAUGAAUGGAGAUAUCAGGGCGGUAGAAAUUCUAGUUCAGGCAGGAGCAGCUCUCGAUAUCCAGGACGCGUCAGGAAAUACGGCGCUACACUGGGCUGCAUUCAAGGGCCACGGAGAUAUCGUCAAAUAUCUUUAUGAGGACUCGAAUAAAAAGCUGCGAGAUAAUAACCGCCGGACUGCCUUGCGCCUAGCAGCGAUGGCGGGAAUGGAGAAUGUAGUACGCUUGCUCGUUCCAUGUCCCGACAAGCAGACUGUUGCCGACAUGGACGCCUUUGACUACGCUGAAUAUCAGCCGCUGCACUGGGCCGCCAUGUGUGGGCACGAGGCCAUCGUGCGCUAUCUCGUAAAUGAGGCGAGCUUUGAUAAGGACGCCGCGACUCCCUGGGGCCAUACGACGCCGCACUUGGCCGCUAGCCAAGGGCAAGAAGACAUCGUGCGGUAUCUAGUCGACGAGGCAGGCGCUAAUAAGGAGGCUAGGGAUACCGACAACAAAACACCGGCACAAAUCGCCGCUGAGGAGGGGUAUGAGGUUAUUGUGCGAAUACUUGAAUAA